Messenger RNA from Fomitopsis serialis, 758 nucleotides. RefSeq lists its product as uncharacterized. Lineage: Eukaryota; Fungi; Basidiomycota; Agaricomycetes; Polyporales; Fomitopsidaceae. The transcript is spliced from 9 exons. Bases 175 to 603 code for a protein of 142 amino acids. The record is from RefSeq and is a predicted model, not a curated record.
AUCAGGCUCAACUAUAUGUUUGUAAACCUUGCUGUUAGCUGCCAAGUAGAUGUGAAUGGGUUCUAACCACAUAACUUGUGUGACAGGGACAUUGUACAACUGGUCAGCUGCACAGUACUGUGAUGUAGCAGCUGUCAAAUCCCUAUCUUACAUCAUUGGCUCUUCAACAGCUUCAUGUCCUCAAGAUCAACAAAGCUUCUGACUUACAAUACUGUCAUGGCUGAUGAAUUAGAUGCAGCUGUUUUUGUGCUUGCUGCAGCUCUGGUCGCAGACACAUAUAUAACUUGCAUGUUAUGCUAUGCUUUACAACACAGCAGAACUGGGUUUCGAAGCACUGGACACAUUAUCACGAGGCUUUUCAAUUACAUUGUCAGUCGUGGAGUAUUGCUCUGCGCAAUAAGUGUCAUAUUACUUGUCAUGUAUUGUCUAGAUGCACGAAACAACACCUGUUAUUCGGAGAUAUUUCAAGCUCCAAGUGGAACAUUGUAUGCGAACUCACUGCUCGCCAUGCUAAAUGUAAGGAACUAUGUUAAGCAAGGCGCAGUCAAUGAACCCGCCGAGUCCUUGAGUCUUCCUCCGACGGGCUCGCAAAGCAUGACAUGAAUCAACACCGAUCAAGUUUGUCCGGGUCGACCCACACUAGAUCGACACCCACGAGUCUAUAUUCGUGAUCAGAACGAACACAUCAUAUACGCAUCUGGCUGUAUAUGACUUUUUCAACUAGUGUUAUGUACAUGAACGGUGAAUUGAUCUCAAGG